This is a messenger RNA of Penicillium diatomitis, 1578 nucleotides long. RefSeq lists its product as uncharacterized. Bases 1 to 1578 code for a protein of 525 amino acids. The transcript has 5 exons. Gene Ontology annotation, biological process: transmembrane transport. Gene Ontology annotation, molecular function: transmembrane transporter activity. Lineage: Eukaryota; Fungi; Ascomycota; Eurotiomycetes; Eurotiales; Aspergillaceae. The record is from RefSeq and is a predicted model, not a curated record.
AUGGCCGAUGAUUACGACAGCUCUUCAGGAGAACUUGUACUGUUCUCCAAUGACAAGGAUUUGCUCGAGAAGACAGAACAGCUUGAGAACUCCUUGCAAGACUACCUGCAGGGUCACAAACUCGAAUUGACAUGCGACAGAAAAUUUAUUCGAUGGGGGAGAGACAAUCCUAAGCACCCUCGGAACUGGUCUGAAAUAAGGAAAACAUUCGACACUGGUGUCAUCUGCGCUUUGGAUCUAUUCGUAACAGCCAGCAGCACAGCAGGUUCCGCAGCAGCUACACAGGCUAAAGAUGAGUUCCAUCUGAAUCAAACGAUCUCAACAUUCUGUUUCGUAACGCUAUUUCUUCUUGGCCAAUCCAUUGGCACCAUCGUCUUUCCACCGUGGUCCGAAGCAUUUGGUCGGAAGAAGACAUACUUGUUCAGUGCAGCCUUGAGCAGUAUUUGCUGUCUCGUGAUAGGUUUAGCACAUUCACUGACAGCAGUGAUUGUGAUGCGCUUCAUGGCUGGGUUACUAUCCGCAGUACCUGGUACUAUACUGGGUGGAAGUAUUGAAGAUAUGUUCAACUCGAAAGCUCGUAUUUGGGUUAUCUUCUUUUGGACAGUGGCGUCAAACAUUGGUUUGAUAAUUGGUCCCAUUACUAGCAGCUACAUCAUUGAGCUGCUGGAUUGGAGGUGGAUGUUUUACGUUUACGCCAUUGUCAUCGGUUGUAUCACAGCUCUUCUUUGCAUCGUUCGAGAAUCUCGAUCCUCCUAUAUACUCACCGGCGAGGUUGACCGGCUACGAAAGACUGUUCCAGCCCUACCCCCAGCUCUCAAUCAUGACCAUUCUCCGGACCUGCAAACUUUUGUCCGUGACGCCUUGUUUCGUCCAGCUCAGCUUUUCUGUCAAGAGCCCAUCAUCUUCACUAUAGCGAUGAUGAUCUCUGUCGCCAUGUCGCUUAUCUACAUAUUCACCGAAGCCCUCCAGCCGAUAUAUCAAACAAUGGGCCUCUCUGCAUCCCAGUCGUCUCUCAUAUUUCUGUCUCUCGGAAUCGGCACCUGUCUGAGCGCCUUCACCCGCAUUCUCGACUGCUACAUCUUCAACAGACGCAGAGCCCAAGGCAAGCCCAUUCGACCAGAGGACAAGCUGAUGGGACUAGCAAUCGGAGCCCCGUUCUUAGCCAUUGGUCUUUGGUGGUUCGGCUGGACCAUUCCACCCAAAGCUUCAGGAUCCCGGCUGUUAUGGGUUGCGCCAACGUUAUCUCUUGUCUUUGUCGGCUACGCUUUGACUGAGCUUGAUACGGUGCUUUAUGGCUAUAUCUCGGACAGUUACCUUAGUUAUUCAGCGAGUGCGACAGCUGCUGUUGCCUUUUUGCGAGGGAUUUUGUCGGGCACGUUCCCGCUGUUCACCAGGCAGAUGUUCGCUGGGCUCGGUGCAAACAUGGCCGUUUCGGUGCUUGCGAUAGUGGCUACAGUGUUUUGCAUCGUACCGCCGCUGUUCUUGUGCUAUGGCGAGAAAAUCAGAAAAAGAAGUCGCUUUGCGAAAUACAGCUGGGAGAUCCAGGAAGAGCUGGGAAACGAUGAAAGUGACAUGUAA